ACCCUAGCUAUACACCACUAGUCAUAAAAAGAAGAAGGGCUUCUUAGUUCUUACCCUAAGGGAAAAACAUAAACUGGUUUCUCAAAAUAACUCAAGUUUCCUUAUUUUGUAAGAAAGAAAUAGUAGAAAAAGGCAUAUAAUACUAAAAAGGUCAGUUUGUGAUAUGGGAAGAGGAAGGGUUGAGUUGAAGAGGAUCGAGAACAAGAUAAAUCGACAGGUUACCUUUUCUAAGAGAAGGAAUGGUCUGCUGAAGAAAGCUUAUGAGCUUUCCAUUCUCUGUGAUGCUGAGGUUGCUCUCAUCAUCUUCUCUAGCCCUGGCAAACUCUAUGAAUUUUCCAGCUCUAAUAGCAUUGGUACGACACUAGAGAGGUACAACAGGUGCACCUAUGGAGCAUUGGAGCCUGGUCAAACAGAAAUGGACACACAGAGCAACUACCAAGAAUAUUUGAAGCUCAAAGCAAAAGUUGAGUCCCUUCAACGUUCACAGAGACUUUUUCUGGGGGAAGAUUUAGGAGACCUGGGCUCUAAGGAACUGGAACAGCUUGAGCAUCAGUUGGACUUGUCAUUGAAGAAGAUCAGGUCGAUAAAGACGGAUAUUAUGGUUGAGCAACUUUCUGAACUUCAAAGAAAGGAAGAAAUGCUACUGGAAAAUAACAGAAUCCUGCGAAAGAAGUUGGAUGAACAUAGUUCCACAACAUGGGAGGCAUACAACCAGCAAGCUCCUCAGUCACAGGGAUUUCUGGAGCCCUUACAAGGCACCACUUCUCUGCACAUUGGUUACAAUAUCCAAGCUUUAUCAGAUCAGGCCACUGCUACAACUUCAGCACACAAUGGAUUCGUCCCCGAUUGGAUGCUUUGAUUGUUUUCAUAUUUCAAUAAAUAAGGAAAUUCUAACAUAUAUUUUGCUGUGUUUAACUGUUCUAUUAUCAAGUGUGCUUGAUGAUUUGGGGUGAAGCUUGUAAUAAUACGGAUUCAAACAUUAUUAUGAACUCUACAUGUUACUCGUAAU
Molecule: messenger RNA, 1009 nt
Organism: Hibiscus syriacus
Lineage: Eukaryota; Viridiplantae; Streptophyta; Magnoliopsida; Malvales; Malvaceae
Product: MADS-box protein CMB1-like
Exons: 8
Coding region: 164-859 (231 amino acids)
Biological process (GO): positive regulation of transcription by RNA polymerase II
Cellular component (GO): nucleus
Molecular function (GO): DNA-binding transcription factor activity, RNA polymerase II-specific; RNA polymerase II cis-regulatory region sequence-specific DNA binding; protein dimerization activity
Source: RefSeq, a predicted model, not a curated record